AUGGAGGAAGAGAAGCGUGCAGAAACAAUCAAAUCGCGAACCAAGAAACACAGGUACAUUUUAUACGCCCGACGUUUUGCUGCCAUCUUCGCACCAUACGCCAGCAGUAUCGUCCCUGCUGUCGUGACGGUAAUCAACGCAAUUCUCCCCAAACUCAUUUCGUUAUUGACCACUAUCGAGAAAUGGGACGACGUGGGCUUUGCCAUCAAAGCCAUGGUGACACGAUUGUAUCUGGCCAAGAUCUUAAACGUGCUGAUUCAACUUUUCUCGUUUGCGCUGCUCCUGGACCCGAUGUUGCUGACCUCGACUCAAAACAUUCUGGAGCUUUUCACGUUCGACGGGUCGACAGUA
Messenger RNA from Phytophthora sojae, 351 nucleotides. RefSeq lists its product as hypothetical. The transcript is spliced from 3 exons. NCBI's taxonomy places the organism in Eukaryota, Oomycota, Peronosporomycetes, Peronosporales, Peronosporaceae. The annotation marks the transcript as partial. The record is from RefSeq and is a predicted model, not a curated record.